UUAAUCUACUUAAACCUCCAUCUGAACCAGCACCGACAAUACCAUUGAAUAAAUUAAUGUCCAAUACAUCUGUGAUGGAUGAUUAUUUUGGUCAUUACAAAAUGACACGUAAUCCUCAGGAUCAUCCUUCGCCUCAUCCUCUUACUCCCCAUACAACACGUCAUUCCGCGGAGCGGCGAUUCAUUGAAUCUAACGAUAACAUCCCUGUACAUGUUAAUGAUAAUAAUAAUGAGGGCGAUGAUGAUGAUAAGGAUGAUGAUGAUGAGUAUGGCGUUCAUUUGAAACAAUUCAAUCGUAAUACAAAACUUUCCACAUUACCAUUUACUUCAAAGACUGUUGCCCCAAUGGAAUCAUCUAAAGGAAUUGUCCGACGUAGAACAUUGCCAGGAUUUUUAACACAUCCUCCAUUAGAUUUAAAUAAAUUUCGUAAAAAUUUAACAAUUUUACAAGAAAAUGGAUUAAUG
Schistosoma turkestanicum is the source of this 464-nucleotide messenger RNA. The record is from the annotation of a GenBank genome assembly. Lineage: Eukaryota; Metazoa; Platyhelminthes; Trematoda; Strigeidida; Schistosomatidae.